UGCUGGCCAUCACAGGCCCUGAAAACUGGUGCAACAAAGAGGGUACGAAGGCCUGGCUUGGCCUGCGGAGCUUGGCGCACGGUUAUACGUACUUGUAGCUCUCAUCGCAUGUCUCUCUGAAGUCUGAAAUGGUGCCCUUCCUUCCAACUCUAGCCGCUUCCGAGCUGGCCAAAUGUAUUAUUGCUCGGGCUAGUCGGUAGGAAGGUUUCGGGUCCAGUUAGGCUUCCCCGGAUAACAGAAAGGCUAGCAAGGUGGUUGGAUGGAUGGAUGGACGGGAUGGACGGACAGAGAGUGGAUUGAGAGUUAAGAUGAUACCGCCGUGGCGAGAGUUGCACAGAAAAGGUAUUUCAUAACAACAUCUCGGUGGACGCGUAUGUGGUGAUUAGAAUUGUAAAUCAAGAUCCCGAGCACGUGGAACAUCGUGGAUUUCGUCAAUCGUGGCCAAAGACAGAAUCGAUCAAGCACCAACAUCAUGACACGGGUAUACACACAGGCAGAGAAAAUCGCACGAUUAGUUUAAGCUGAGCUCAUUUUGAAGCUGGAUCGAGGUGAUUGACUGAGUGGUGGGGUCGAAUAAAUUUGCUAAGAGGCAAAAAUCGUCGUGACAGGCAAUAUAAUUCGAUCAGGAGUGCUCCAUUCGUACUGACGAAAUGGGAGACCGACCUAUCAUUCGGCCAGAGUCGAAUAUUCAAGUCGUGCCUAUGGCGAAGAAAAAGGGACACAAAAAUGGACCAACUUCCAAUGGCCAAAUGAUGAACGGAGAUCUCUUCGCUAACGAAUCGGGAGGUUUUGUUAGAAGUUGUCCUGAGACGCCAUGGAAUCAGAAAUAUUCUACAGCCCUCAAAACCUUGAUUCCCUACCGGCCACAACCCAAGGAACGCCGUUAUCUGCCCAUGGAAAAAGUGGGAUGCUGGAGUUAUCUGACCUUAUCCUGGUACACUGGGACGAUGUGGAAGGCCUUUCGCAGUGGCCUGUCCCGCUUGGACCUUUUGGAGUUAGAUGAACGGGAUCAAGCGCACAAUACAGCACAACGAUUGCAACGGAUUUGGGAGAACGAAGUUGAACGAGCCCGGAAAGAAACUGAUCCCAAGAAGCAAACACCGUCCAUGACCAAGGUUGUUAUGAAAUUCUGUGCCACACGAGUGUGCAUUGCGGGGAUCAUGCUCAUGAUUUCAAUUGUUCUGCAAUUUCUGGGACCGAGUUUGGUGUUGAAACUGCUUUUGGACUACAUCAACCAACCAAUUGAAGACUUAAACCACGGUUGGAUGCUGGUCUUGAUGCUUCUAUUGACACAGUUCUUCAGAACUGUCACAUUUUCUCUUAAUUUCAAUAUCGGCGUGCAUACCGCUCAGAAAGUUCUUGGCGCUCUGCAAUAUUUGGGAUAUUCAAAGCUCCUUCGAUUAGCGUCUCCAAAUGAGGCUGCUCUGGGACAAUUAAUGACAUUUUUCACGGGAGACCAAGAGAGGAUUAACGAGGGCAUUAUCGUGGCUACUCUUUUCUUAGGAACCCCAAUCCUCUUCAUUUUAUCAGCCGUGUAUUCCACUUAUCUGGUGGGACCGUUAUCCUUGGUGGGCUUUCUCAUCAUUCUGUUGUUCUAUCCUGUUAUGGGAGGCAUUGCAGCUGCCAUGAGCAAACUGCGAUUGAAAAUCGUUAAUGUAACCGACAAGAGAACCACCCAAAUGAACGAGAUUUUGAACUCGAUCCGACUAAUCAAAAUCUAUGGCUGGGAAAAAUCAUUUGAAGAACGAAUCCACAAAAUUCGAGGACAAGAGAUCAAGGAGCUGAGGAAGGCUGCCUUCUUGCAAUCUGCUUUCACCUCGAUCACUCCCUCGGUUACCAUAAUCGCCACCAUUGUUACGUUUUUUGCCCUAACGGCAUGCGGAUAUCGUCUGACAACUCCCGAAGCCUUCACCGUGUUUUCCGUUUUCGUAGCCCUCCAGUUCACGGUAGGAACAUUGCCUUAUGCGCUGAAAUGUCUCGCCGAAGCAAAUGUGUCCUUUCAACGGCUUCAACGAUUCAUGGAGCUUCCCGAAUAUGUCAACCCAUGUUCAAUGAACUUUGACGACGACGACGAGGCCAAGACUUUGAGACUUCUGUUGAAAAACGCGACCUUGGCUUGGACCAAACCUCCAGAGUGGCUCUCACCCGAAGACGAGAAGAAAAAAGCCAAAAAAGUCAAGAAGGCAACCAAUAUCACCGAUCUCGGAACUGCUACAGAAACGGAGCCUCUUAAAGAAAAGGGCGACGAAGAUCAACUCCCCUACACAUCCUGUCUUUUUGACAUUGAUUUAGAGGUCGAAGAAGGCACCCUCCUGGGCAUAGCCGGACCAAUUGGCUCAGGGAAAUCAUCACUCUUAUCUGCCAUCAUGGGAGAGAUGAAACAAUUGACCGGUGACUUGAAAAUCCGAGGAAGUUUAGCCUUGGUCUCUCAACAAGCAUGGAUCUUCAAUGGAACUCUCAGGGACAAUAUUCUCAUGGGAUCCGCAUAUGAAAAAGACCGCUACAAGUCAAUACUGAGGGCCUGCACCCUAGAAACGGAUCUUGAAUUGCUUGCCAAUGGCGAUCUAACUGAGAUUGGCGAACGGGGUGUUAAUCUAAGUGGAGGACAGAAGCAACGGGUCAAUCUUGCUCGUGCUCUUUAUGCCGAUUUAGAUAUCUAUCUACUAGAUGAUCCACUAUCAGCCGUGGAUGCUCGCGUGGCCAAAAGGAUCUUCUACGGAUGCGUUUUGAAGGAGUUGAAGGCGAAGGGCAAGACAGUUCUCCUGGUGACCCAUGGUAUUCAAUUCCUGGAGAAAUGUGACCAGGUGGUGUACAUGUCAAAUGGAACCAUUUUGGAACGUGGAACCCACUCUGAUCUCAUGAGUCGAGACGAUGGUCAUUACUUGCAUAUGUCUACUUUUGAUCAAAGUCAAAAGGGGGGACGCAACCGAGGUGUCUCGGAGUGCUUACUAGACGAUGCCAAACCGGUAAAUGAUCCCGCCCAUGAAAAGCCAAGAAGCGCCUCGAUCACGUCUGGCACUGCGGACGAAACCGAUGCCACCAAAGGCCAAUUCAUGUCUGAUGAGGCCGAUGUGGUGAAUGCGGGAUGGGGAGUCCUGUUGAAUUACUUUCAGGCUUGCGGUGGUCUCGGUAUAAUGUUCAUGCUCUUCUUGGCCAUCUUGGCAUUUUCUCUGGCCCGCUUGUUCACCUCGAUUUGGCUUCAAAUCUGGUUGGAUAACGGAGAUGGUCUGCAAGAAGAGCGAAUGAAGAACGCCACUCUUUUCAACGAGACCUUUUCCGACAUCGAACUCAAAGGAUAUGUGACGGACAACCCUCAUCUCUGGUUUUAUCAGACGGUCUAUUUCCUGAAUCUAGGAAUUAUGGUCGUCAUUGGUCUGGUCAAAGGCAUCGUUUUGGCCUUUCAAUUUCUCAAAGGAUCCUCAAGACUGCACGACGCCAUGUUACACCGAGUCAUGCGGAGUCCUAUGAGCUUUUUCGAUGCCACACCUUCCGGCCGGAUCCUUAAUCGUUUCUCAAAAGAUUUGGAUGAGUUGGAUGUCAGAAUGCCAUUCUUCACCGAAUUCGUUUGCCAAGCCAUCUUGUUCUGCGUCACUCAAAUAUCGGUUGUCUGUUUUGUGUACCCGUACUUUCUUCCUCCAUUCGCUCUCAUUAUUCUGGUGUUCGUUCUUUUGGAUGUUAUUAUGAAUCGUGGCAUUUUGGAGACCAAGAAGUUAGAAAAUGUCACGAAAUCUCCGGUGAUUCAUCAUCUAUCCUCUUCAAUGGCCGGCAUCUCGAUCAUUCGAGGCUAUCAGAAACAGGCUGUGUUUCAAAAGAAAUUUGAGCGCGACUUGAACAUUCAUCUCAGUGCUUCAGCGUUGUUCAGAUUUGCAAAUCGUUGGUUUGCAUUCCGCAUGGACUUGAUUGGGAUGGUCACCAUUGUCUUAACGGGGGUGUUCACGGUUCUUUUUAAGGGGUCCGUUACCCCGGCAAUUGCGGGCUUAGCCUUGGCAAAUGUGUUCCAAACUUGUACGUUUAUUCCAUUUGUUAUGCGAAUGAAAGCGGACUAUCGGGCUCGGUUCAAUUCGGUGGAAAGAGUGGCAGAAUAUGCAAACGAUUUACCGCAAGAGGCACCCGAGCAAAUACCCGAGAAGAAACCAGCGGAAUCAUGGCCAGAAAAAGGCGACAUCAUUUUCAAAGACGUCUCGUUGCGAUACAGGCCUGAUUUGCCUUGGGUGCUCUCCAAAAUCUCUAUGGAAAUCAAGGGAAGCGAAAAAAUUGGAAUCGUCGGAAGAACUGGAGCGGGCAAAACGUCCCUAAUCACCACUUUACUCAGAUUGGCCGAAAUUGAGAACGGCUCAAUCAUUAUGGACGGUGUUAAUAUCUCGGAAAUUGGCUUGCUGGAUCUUCGUACGGCGAUUGCCGUGAUUCCACAGGAUCCGGUGCUUUUCCAGGGCACUUUGAGGUAUAACUUGGAUCCCUUCAAUCAAUAUUCGGACCAAAAGAUUUGGAUUGCCCUAGAAAAAUCUCAUUUGAAGGAGAAGAUCAGCGGCGCGCAUAAUCAACUCUCCAUGACUGUGGAUUCUGAUGGGGAUAACUUUUCAGUGGGCGAAAAACAACUAAUUUGCUUGGCAAGAGCCUUAUUGAGAAAGAACAAAGUUCUGCUGCUGGAUGAAGCUACCGCCUCCGUGGAUGUCAAGACCGACUAUCUCAUUCAAGCCACCAUAAAAGAGGCGUUUGUCGAUUGUACUGUCCUGACAGUUGCACAUCGACUUCACACGGUGGUAAAUUAUGAUCGGAUCAUGGUCAUGCAGGCUGGAGAGGUUGUGGAGUUUGGUCCUUCAAAGGAGCUUCUGUCCAAUCCUGAUGGGGUGUUCUCCUCCAUGAUUAAAGCCGUCCAAAUGAGCAGUCCAUCUCACCCGGCCUUAACAGAAUCUCCAAUAGCCGAGUAAAAUUAAGUGGUAAACUGCACACUCAAAUAUCACCUCAUUUUCCAUAAUGUCAGAUGAUUAGACGUGUUCCGUCCAAGGAUGAUGUUGUACCUUGUUACUUAUGCACAAAAAGAGAGACCUACCCAAUCCAAUAAAUUGCUAAAUACCAGGA
Molecule: messenger RNA, 5079 nt
Organism: Tigriopus californicus
Lineage: Eukaryota; Metazoa; Arthropoda; Copepoda; Harpacticoida; Harpacticidae
Product: ATP-binding cassette sub-family C member 5-like
Exons: 15
Coding region: 651-4928 (1425 amino acids)
Biological process (GO): transmembrane transport
Cellular component (GO): membrane
Molecular function (GO): ABC-type transporter activity; ATP binding; ATP hydrolysis activity
Source: RefSeq, a predicted model, not a curated record